Messenger RNA from Ascochyta rabiei, 1291 nucleotides. RefSeq lists its product as uncharacterized. The transcript has 4 exons. Gene Ontology annotation, biological process: phospholipid biosynthetic process. NCBI's taxonomy places the organism in Eukaryota, Fungi, Ascomycota, Dothideomycetes, Pleosporales, Didymellaceae. The record is from RefSeq and is a predicted model, not a curated record. The coding region runs from base 1 to 759 and encodes 252 amino acids. Gene Ontology annotation, molecular function: phosphotransferase activity, for other substituted phosphate groups. Gene Ontology annotation, cellular component: membrane.
AUGGUUUACAUCCGCCAGGACAAGCUGCCCAAGCUUAAAGAAUACAAAUACUCCGGUGUCGAUCACAGUCUGCUCUCACAAUAUGUCCUCAAGCCAUUCUACACGCAUGUAGUGAUCAAGUGUUUUCCCAUGUGGAUGGCACCAAACCUUAUCACACUUUCUGGCUUUGGCUUUGUGAUCAUCAAUUUCCUUACUCUGCUAUGGUACACACCUACGCUGGACCAGGAUUGCCCACCUUGGGUUUACCUUAGUUGGGCAAUUGGUCUGUUCCUUUACCAAACGUUCGACGCUGUCGAUGGAAGCCAGGCGCGGAGGACACAUCAAAGUGGUCCUCUGGGCGAGCUGUUCGACCACGGUGUUGACGCGAUCAACACCACUUUAGAAGUGCUGCUCUUCUCUGCAACUAUGAACCUGGGACAGGGCUGGAAGACGGUCCUGACACUUUUCGCUUCCUCUUUGACAUUCUAUGUCCAAACCUGGGAUGAGUAUCACACACAUGUCCUCACUCUCGGGGUCAUUUCUGGGCCAGUGGAAGGCAUUCUGACGCUCUGCGUUGUGUACGCCUCGACUGCAUUCCUUGGCGGUGGUAGCUUCUGGCAGGGCUCCAUGCUCAAAAGCCUAGGCGUCCAGAACCACGAUUUCAUCCCCGACGUCCUCUUCAACCUAGCCUGGAAUGAGUGGUACAUGGUAUAUGGAGGGGUUGUGCUUGUCUUCAACACCGUUUCCAGGCAAGUCGAUGCAACGACAUCACGUGGGUAAAAUACUGAUGCGUUACAGUGCUCAUAAUGUGAUGAAGGCACGCCGUGCCCGUGGCCAGAAGACCCGAGUCGCACUCCUUGGUCUCCUCACUUUCGCUGCAGCUUGGAUCUUGAUUGUAGCCUACCUGUUCCUGCAACCACUCAUCCUGCACCAUCAUCUUGUGCCAUUCAUCUUUUACGCCGGCCUGAUCAACGCCUAUUCGGUCGGUCGCAUGAUCAUCUCGCAUUUGACAAAAUCUCGCUUUCCCCGCGGCAAUGUCCUUAUUUAUCCGCUGAUCUAUGGCGUCGCUGAUUCAAUGGGCCCUUGGCUACAGGAUCAUAUCGGCGUGGGCUGGCCAAGCGCUUUGGGCAACGACGUUUACCAGGUUGCGUUUGUCUUCAUGUGUCUGGGACUGGCUGUUGGUGUGCAUGGAAGCUUUAUUGUCGAUGUGAUUUGGACUAUCUGCGAUUAUCUUGACAUCUGGUGCUUGACCAUCAAGUACCCCUAUCAGCCAGUCAAGGAGAACAUCGAGAAGGAGAGGAAGGGACAGUGA